AUGACUCGCGGAGUGGAGCAUAUCAAUCCCGACCCAGACAUCAUCCCAGCUCGCGUCAAUAUCCAUCAUCUCCAGCUCCGUGACCUUCUUCAACCGACUGGCAUCAAAGACAAGGUCCUGUUCGUCAGUCGACUCCAAGUCGAGCAAGCUGAUUUCACUACCCUCAAGCAGCCUUCCACCUACUGCACACUUGACUUCCAGCCCAACUGUCUUGCUACAGGAUGCGGUCUCCUCGCUGCGGGCGGUCAACACGGUGAGCUUGCACUUCGGCCUCUACACUCUCCUGUCUCUUCAGUAUCGCAUCUUCAGCUCGAUCCAUCCUAUGGCGGAGAGAGGCCACCAGCACCAUGGCUCUUGCGCACACCAACAGGAGGUUCAAUCAACAAUGCCAUCGCCAUUCAGCAUGAUCUCAAUCACCCAUCGAGCAGCCGUCUCUCUUCCUCCCAUACCUCAGGAUCAGCUUCUGCAACCCCAUCUAAAGCAGACAUUGUCGAUGCAAGCCCACCAUUCGACUCUCCUUCUCACUAUCACUGGGCAAGAGACGAGCCUUGCUCUUCGAGCUAUGUCGCCAGACCAGGUCUGCUCUUUGGUGACCAAGAGAUGCAGUCUGAACUCUCACACAGUGUAUUCCAAGAGCUUGCAGCAGCAUAUGGCUUUGAUCCCUCCUCCGUCAACCGCAGUUCUCGUUGGCGUAGCUCUCCGGCCACUCGUGCAGCCGCCACUUCCUCCUCGGCAACGAUCAAGAGCUCCCAACCAGCUUUCAGCCCCAACGCAGCCCCAAUCAAAGUCAUGGUCUGCAAUAACGAUCAAUCGAUCAAGCUCUACAAGCUUCGUCCGCCCAAACACCACCUGCACAGCAUCAACAACCGCAUCGAAUCUGGUCUUCCCGGUCUCUCACGCAAUACCACCCUUCAUUUCCCUACGGCGAUCAACCAUUCUUCCCUCAGCCCUGAUCAACGCACCCUAAUUGCAGUUGGGGAUACACCCGACGUCUUCAUCCACAGUGUCGCGCGUUCGGGGGAGCAUGUGAAAGUUGCGACCUAUAGUGCGAGUAGUGAUGCGUGUUUCAGUACAACUUGGUCUCCUGAUGGGAGCAAAUUUGCGGUUGCUAGUCAAGACGGUAUCGUUUCGGUAUGGGAUGUUAGGAGUAGUACAAGGUUGGCCGCUGUCAGUACGAGUCAAGCUAGUGUGGCGAGUGGGAGUGGAGCUGCGAGGGUGGUAAAGUUUUCGCCCUGUGGCAGGUUUUUAGCGUUUACAGAGCAUAGGAACCAUUGGGGUAUAACCGACACGGUCACUUUUCAAGAGACGCAGAGGCUUGUUGCUCCCCAAUUGUCCAGUGUUUAUCCAGGAGAAGGCUGGAAUAGUGCAAGCAGGCCUGCAAGUAUUGAGGAUAGGUUUAGCUUGUUGACUGGCGGAGCAGGUGUGCAAGAGACGAUUGCGAGGGAUAGGGAGAGAAGGUCUAUGAUUCAUGCCACUUUUAUGCGCGAGUGGAAUCGAGCCAUCAAUCUUGUCGAUAGAGGUCCAGAAUCUGCCUCAUCCGUUAUUAACCCUUUCUCUACCGCUUCUGGCAAUACCGCUUCCAUCACAGCCAGUGCCGGUAGUAGAGGAUCUAACUACUUCCCAGACUGGCUAACAAAUCCAACCUCCACCACAUCCGUCGAAAGCAGCAUCCGAAGGAGGGAAGACCUUCUCGCUGCUGCUCUCACACAAGGUGGUGCAGGAUAUAGACCUUCCUCCACUUUCGAGGGUCAUACUUGUUCCUCUUCCACCAACAUCUCUGGGUUGUGUUGGGAUCCUGAUGGAGAAUCCGUUUUCGUUUCAACGGAGAGAGUUGUUGCAAAGUAUAAUGUUAACGAUACCAGACUUUCUUGCUCUAACGCUACACUGCUCUAA
Molecule: messenger RNA, 1893 nt
Organism: Ustilago hordei
Lineage: Eukaryota; Fungi; Basidiomycota; Ustilaginomycetes; Ustilaginales; Ustilaginaceae
Exons: 1
Coding region: 1-1893 (630 amino acids)
Molecular function (GO): protein binding
Source: RefSeq, a predicted model, not a curated record